Molecule: messenger RNA, 356 nt
Organism: Lobosporangium transversale
Lineage: Eukaryota; Fungi; Mortierellomycota; Mortierellomycetes; Mortierellales; Mortierellaceae
Exons: 2
Source: RefSeq, a predicted model, not a curated record
UUUCACCACACAAUCGAAAGUGUGCACAUCCACUCUUCACCUUACAUUCAUCCCACUAUGAGCAUGUCUAAUACCUCAUUCCAAGAACAAGAAGCUGUUACUGAUAUUGUAAGUGUUCAGACGCGAACAAUAAUUUUUUGUAUCAGUGCUUUCUUGGUGAAAUAUGCCAGGAUCAUAAUAAGUAACGAGAACGAAAGAAAGAUGUGUUUAUUAUGAUCCUGGGUAAAAAUCUUAGCUAUAGUAAAAACCCAUAUAAAUGACUGCUAAUCGCAACAUAACUCCUCCAGACGAGCGUCCAGGUAAGAGCGAGUGCUUACAAAGCUUGGAAGGAAACUAUAUAAAAUCUUCCUAUUAGG